Molecule: messenger RNA, 2294 nt
Organism: Erigeron canadensis
Lineage: Eukaryota; Viridiplantae; Streptophyta; Magnoliopsida; Asterales; Asteraceae
Product: endoglucanase 6-like
Exons: 9
Coding region: 86-1960 (624 amino acids)
Biological process (GO): carbohydrate metabolic process
Molecular function (GO): carbohydrate binding; hydrolase activity, hydrolyzing O-glycosyl compounds
Source: RefSeq, a predicted model, not a curated record
UCUCAAACUCUCCCUAUCUCUUUCUCUCUAACACAUCAUAAAACCAUUGCCAUUUGUCAAAUUAAACUUUGUGUCAAAAACACAAAUGGUGAAACUAAUGGGCCUUUCUUCAAUGGCAACUACUCUGUUUAUGGUUAUGGGAAUUCUGCCUUUGGCAUUAGCAGGUGGACAUGAUUAUGGUGCUGCAUUAACCAAAAGCAUUUUAUUUUUUGAGGCACAAAGAUCUGGUUAUCUUCCUGGUAACCAAAGAGUUAAUUGGAGAGGAAAUUCAGGACUUUAUGAUGGCAAAUCCAAUGGGGUGGAUUUAGUGGGGGGAUACUAUGAUGCAGGGGACAAUGUGAAAUUUGGGCUUCCAAUGGCAUUUACAGUGACAAUGAUGUCAUGGAGUAUAAUGGAAUAUGGAAAUCAAAUGGGGGCAAGUGGUGAGCUUGGUCAUGCCAUGGAUGCUGUUAAAUGGGGUACUGACUAUCUCAUUAAGGCUCAUCCCCAACCUCAUGUUCUUUAUGGAGAGGUAGGAGAUGGUAACACCGACCACUAUUGUUGGCAAAGGCCAGAAGACAUGACGACUUCUCGUUAUGCUUAUAGAAUUGAUCAAAAUAACCCUGGUUCCGACCUUGCGGGAGAAACAGCUGCCGCAAUGGCUGCCGCCUCCAUCGUCUUCCGUCGCUCUAACCCAGCUUACUCACGAGAGCUCCUUAAACACGCAUAUGAGUUAUUCGAUUUUGCCGACAAAUACAGGGGCAAAUAUGACAGUAGCAUAACCGUGGCCCAAAAGUACUACAGAUCCGUCAGUGGCUAUGCUGAUGAAUUGUUAUGGGCUGCUGCUUGGAUGUACAAAGCCACUAACAAUCAAUACUACUUGGAUUACCUUGGUAAAAACGGUGACGCCCUCGGUGGGACCGGAUGGGCCAUGACCGAGUUUGGUUGGGACGUUAAGUAUGCCGGGGUCCAGACCCUUGUUGCUAAGUUUUUAAUGGGAGGCAAAGCAGGAAGUCAUGCACCGGUUUUUGGUAAGUACCAAGAGAAGGCGGAAUCGUUCAUGUGCUCAUGCCUUGGCAAGAGUAAUCAAAAUGUUCAAAAGACUCCCGGUGGUCUAAUUUAUAAGCAAAGAUGGAACAACUUGCAAUUUGUCACAAGUGCGUCUUUCCUAAUGACUGUCUACUCCGAUUACUUAACAUCUGCACGAAGAAACCUACAUUGUUCUUCGGGCAGUGUUGCACCCUCUGAGCUACUUGCAUUUGCCAAGUCACAGGUGGAUUACAUUCUUGGAGAUAAUCCUAGGGCAACAAGUUACAUGGUUGGAUACGGAAACAACUACCCACAACAAGUGCACCAUAGAGGCUCAUCUAUUGUUUCGGUUAAGGUUAACCCGUCGUUUGUUAGCUGUAGAGGUGGUUAUGCAACAUGGUUCAGUAGAAAAGCAAGUGAUCCAAAUCUUUUGACUGGGGCUAUUGUUGGUGGACCUGAUGCUUAUGACAAUUUUGCUGACCAUAGAGACAAUUAUGAACAGACCGAGCCUGCUACAUAUAACAAUGCUCCUCUUCUUGGUAUUUUGGCUAGAUUACAUGGUGGUCAUGCAGGCUACAACCAACUACUUCCAGUUGAAAUUACUAUUGCUAAGCCCAUUGCUGCUCAGCCAAAGCCUGUCGCUAAAGAAAGUCCAUUCGCAGCUCCAGUUGCAAUUGAACAAAAGACUACAUCUUCAUGGGAAGCAAAUGGGAAAACUUACUACAGAUACUCUGCCAUUGUGACCAACAAAUCAGGGAAGACCAUUAAGAACCUUAACCUAUCCGUCUCCAAGCUCUAUGGUCCUGUAUGGGGUCUAAGUAAGAGCAGUAGCGGUUCCUAUGGGUUCCCAACAUGGGUUAGCUCAUUACCAGCUGGAAAAAGCAUGGAGUUUGUGUACAUCCAUUCAGCUUCACCGGCAGAUGUCUCAGUCUCGAGCUACACAUUGGCUUGAUCUAGAACACAUUCUCUAGACGCGCAAUCAAGCUAGAAGUGGUGAUUUUUAAGUCAUUUGGUGUUUCUUAGCGUGUGUAAGUAUCGAGGAAGAAAGGAGUGAAGAGAGGGUUUAAUAGAAGUGCUCAUCCUCUUUCUCAUCCUCUUUAAUUAAUUAGCAUAUAUUAUAUAGUAAUUGAGUGGUAAAGAUAGAUUAGACUCGUCUGUUUCUACUUCAAGUUAGCUUAUUGAAGUUGUCUUUCACUUGUUUUUGGUGUGUUACAUGUUGCAAAUUUCGCAACAUUUUAAGUAUCAACUUCCAAUAUGAAUAGAGAUUCUGAUAUGCAUUUGUGUUU